AUGCGGGAUCGCCGUGCGGAGCUGCGGUUUCACCCCGCCAUGCUGGCCACGCUGGUGGUGCUGGUCAUGGUUGCUUUUGCGCUGGGCUACCGCCACGGUGUCACGACGUGGGAGAAGGAUUUUGUGGCCAACUACGAGAAGAGUCGGGGGCAUGAGCGACACGUCGCCGACAUGCUGCAGAUCUGUGGCAACGAGAUUUUUGCACUUAGUGCCAACGUGUCGUCGAACAACGGAACCCUCGAUGACGUGCAGAACGAGAAUGCAGGGAUUGAGGAGGAGAUGAGGAAGCUGUCACAGGAGUUCAAGGUGGCUACAGAUGCGGUGGAUAAGUGUCAGGCUGAGAUCGCCAUCAUAAGCGAAGGAGAGGCCAAGCAGGGUGGGGUCCCCAACGUGGAGGUGACGGCAGCCGAAAACGAGCUGCGUCGCCUGAGUGAGCUGCUGGGCAACCUGACAGAGGGCGAGGGAAUGCACAGGGUACACAUCCAUCGGUCACUGGCCUCUAUACGGAAGGUGUACAAACUCCUCUGCGGCAACUUUCCAGGAUGCACAGUGCUUUCGGAUGAAUUCCUCCUUCUUCGAUGGAAGGAGGAUCUCCACAAUUCCUUGCAACGAUGGAUGUUGAUGGAGGCAGAACGCAUGCAGAGAAUGGGGUGGAGGUAUAACAAGGAGGACCCGGGGGACAAGGGAGCCAUUUACUUCGCGGAAGGGGAAGAGAGGAAGACCCUUACAUUUUUUGGCCGCACCGGCCGUCCCGCACUGUUGUUUGGUCAGGAUAAGGAGCUUCAAGUUGUGGUAGCCACCGCAUUGGAGCGUGUGCUUCUUCUGCAGCAGUUUGCCUUUUGCGCCUACCGCAAUAAUAACCCCAACAUUACUUUUCCCUCGAUCUUUCAAUGGAGCGUGAGCUCUGAAAGCACCACUGCCGCUCUGCACGAUUUGGUGGAAACGCCACUGGUCAUUUUCUGUAUGGACUGCGCUGAGGUGAAAAAUACGAGCGAAUUUGUGCGAUCGUGCCUACAGGACUCAGGGGGCAACAAUGGAUACGGCGAGCGCGACUACUGGGCGGUGCGGUCCAUGCUGCUUCCACAUCCCGGUGUAGUUCAAGAUGCAAAGAACUUCUACACAGCACACACACUGACAGCACGAAAGGUGCUGGCGGUUUUGGCACACAAUCCGGUGGAGGACUGUCUUGCACUUCUCGGUGAGCCACGCGGGAAUCACUUUCUGUACCUUGUCGCCAAUUUUCCAGAGGAGCGGAAACGGUUUGAGAGUCAUGUGAGUAACAACACCUUACAUCAGUGUUCCCCCACGGCGGCACAGCUGGUACAGCGUAUCACACAAGUCAUAGAAGAGGAGAAGCUGAGUGACGCGACUCCGGGCUUUGACACCAUCUACGUGAGCGCGUCAAGUGAGAUGCGGAAGGAGCUAAAACGGCUCGAGAAGAAACCCGCGUGGUGGAGUAUGACGUUGUUCCGCCAGGAUGAAGUUUCCAGCGCCCACGAGGAGCUAGUGGAGCUGACGGUUGUUAGCAGAGCAGGUGCGCUGCUUGUGAGUCCGUUUCUCGCGUCCAGCCGGUACGUCGUGGAGAGUUUUCUGCUUUCACAUGGACUGCAACCGAUGAGUCGCGUGUGGUUCUUUUGA
Messenger RNA from Trypanosoma rangeli, 1638 nucleotides. RefSeq lists its product as uncharacterized. NCBI's taxonomy places the organism in Eukaryota, Euglenozoa, Kinetoplastea, Trypanosomatida, Trypanosomatidae. The record is from RefSeq and is a predicted model, not a curated record. The transcript has a single exon. Bases 1 to 1638 code for a protein of 545 amino acids.